Molecule: messenger RNA, 327 nt
Organism: Knipowitschia caucasica
Lineage: Eukaryota; Metazoa; Chordata; Actinopteri; Gobiiformes; Gobiidae
Source: the annotation of a GenBank genome assembly
AUGCCUCCGAAACCGAAGAAAGAUGAACAAGUCCGCGGAGAAGCAGCUGAUGUCACCGCAUUCACAGCCGUGCUAACAGCUAAGCUAGCGGAAACUAAAAGUGAGCUCCUGGCUGAAAUCAAAGACACCUACACGAGGUACGAGGCAAAGCUUAUUGGUCUCCAGAACUCCGUUGAAGACCAUGACCAACGUAUCGCUAGUUUGGAGCAAUUUGCUAACUCCACCAGUGACGAGUUGACCGAUGUCAACUCCACCAGUGACGAGUUGACUGCUGAGCUAGCAGUGGUAGCUGCGGAAAACGCUAAGCUAAAGGCUAGGCUAGGCUAG